UAUUAAUCUAAUGGUACUAUUGUUCUGUGUAUUAUUAGAUCAGAUUUAUUCUACUUUAAAAUAGAUAAGGCAAAACUAGACUUUCAAAAUGGUAUGUCUAUUAUGAUGAUGCUGAAAAAAUUAAAUUAUAAAAUGAAGUCCAUCGAUUAAUUGUCUGCAGGGACACUAAACAUACUAAUUUCUUAGAAGUAUACUUCUACUUUUUUAUAAAUAUAGUUUAGGAAUUAUAAAAUCAUUUAUAAACGAUAUGCAGGAUUAUUUUUUGCAUUGUGUGUUGAUGUAUCAGACAAUGAACUCACUAUGCUUGAAUUUAUUCAUCUUUAUGUUGAAGUCUUAGAUAAAUACUUUGGAAAUGUCUGUGAAUUAGAUAUCGUUUUCAAUUUCAAUAAAGUAAUAAUAACCUUCAUAUUUUAUAGGCAUAUUCAAUUUUUGAUGAAAUGAUUGUAGGUGGAGAAAUCAUUGAAACCUCCAAGUAAGUCAUAAUUAAUGCUGUUAAGAAUAUUGAAUUAUUAGAUUGAU
Paramecium sonneborni is the source of this 519-nucleotide messenger RNA. The record is from the annotation of a GenBank genome assembly. NCBI's taxonomy places the organism in Eukaryota, Ciliophora, Oligohymenophorea, Peniculida, Parameciidae.